AUGUCAAUAGGCACGGACUCUCAGUCAAGCUCCCGCGACCUCUCGUCGUCCAUCUCGUCACUCAACCAGUCGAGCAAGCGGACGUCAUCCGAGAUCUCCAAAAUCUACAAGCAUGCCUCCCAGCUAUUCCUCACUCGCAGACUGUUAGAGGCAUACGAGGCCCUGCAGCCUGUUAUUACCCCUCCAAGCCAGAAAAGACCGGGCGAUAGCCCAGCCCUGGCUCCCAUUGCGACUGCGACCACAAGCCAACGCAUCAAGAUCUGGAGCUUAUACGUCACGCUCUUGAACUCGAUUGUUGAUCUUGGAUACGAAGAAGGGAAACAACUCUUUGGGUCGAAGGAGUACAAAGAUAUUGUCAGGCACGUGCAGAAUGGCGAGAUAUGGGAGCAGGUCGUCAAGGACGGGUAUCAGGGCCGAGAGGGCUCGGUUGACGCCGAGGUUGUCUAUAACUUGUCAAAUCUUCUCCUUGGACAAGCUGCAGACCAGAAACUCAACCAAUCUCGUCUGGAAACCUACUUCUCGUCUUCUUCGCAACCGGAUCUCGACCUCUCGACCCACCUCGACCACGCCUUGAGCAAUGGCCAUCACCAAUCAACGGGAAUGAAUGGUGCUAAUACUCCCAAAGAUCUCACCUCGCGCAUAAAAGUCCUCGAAAUUUUCACGCUGCAUGUGUUGCCUCGAAACGGUGAAUGGGAUUACGCGAAGAGUUUUAUUUCCAACAGUGAUAUUUUGGACGAGGAAAGACGGGAAGCGUUUAUGCAGACACUUCAAGAACUACAAGACGUAACAGAAAGAGAAUCCAGCCUCGAAGUUGCGGAUGAGGACGUCUUUGAGGAUUCAGAGGAAGUGUUCGCAAAGCAAGAAGGAACUGGAGCCGCCGGUACCACCGAAGAGGCCGUUUCUCCCUCCCAAAGUGGCGCGUCCAAACACCAGCGUACCAGCAGCGAGGUUGACUACGGGAUCGAAAGGGCACAUCCCAACGGCGGUGCCCACGCAGCUGCAAGCAAGGACCCGACGCCAGCGAUCGCAUCUUCACCAAUGACCAGCCUCCCUCCGCAACCCGUUCCAACUCCACGGUCUCCUCCACCGCCCGCUCCUCCAAGCUCUUCAAUACACGGCCGCGCCCACUUCUCGCCUCCAGCACAAACUCCCCGUCGUCCUGCUACACGAAAGAAUUCCAAAUCCUCACAGAACACAUUGACAGCACAAGCGCGUCAGCUGUUCCUCGCCCUCUCACAUCUGGUCCGCAAUCUCGCUACAACCCUUCAGAAGAACCCUACGGCAAUGCUGCGAUUCCUGCUUUUUGUUCUAGCGUUCAUGAUGGCAUUUUCCCAGAAGCAAAUUCGAGAGAAGACGCGAGCAGCGGCGAGGAGGGCGUGGGAGAAAUUACGGGGAACUCUUGGGAUGGGGGUCAAGGUUAGUUAUAUCUGA
Messenger RNA from Fonsecaea erecta, 1431 nucleotides. RefSeq lists its product as hypothetical. The record is from RefSeq and is a predicted model, not a curated record. Bases 1 to 1431 code for a protein of 476 amino acids. NCBI's taxonomy places the organism in Eukaryota, Fungi, Ascomycota, Eurotiomycetes, Chaetothyriales, Herpotrichiellaceae. The transcript has 2 exons.